AUGUCUGACUCUUCCGAUGACCACGGGGAGACGGAGGAAGUGGAGGAAGAUGAAGCUAUCGAAGAGAUCGACACAGAGGCGGAAGAUGGCGUUGCAAAUGAGGAGAUUCCCAAUGAGCUCACGGCCGAAUUUGAAGCAGACCGAUACGUCCAGAAAUACAUGGAGGUCAAUGAAGCAACGUUUGAAGAGGCGCCGUUUCCUCAAGCCAUCAUGGCCGAAGCACAAGAAGCGUGGCACUUUUUCGUGGGGCAGCUGAAUGGACGCGACGCUGCCGGCGAAGCCAUUUACGCGGCAGUCUUUGAUGCCGCGCCGAGCCUGCAGAGCUUGUUCAAGACCGCUCGGUCCGUAAUGGCAAUGCGCUUCAUGAACGGCCUGACAAGCAUUGUGGCAUCAGCUCAGGACGCUAAACAGCUGAAGAACCAGGUAGAGAGCUUGGGCUUUCAGCAUUUGGACUUGGAAGUCACAGUCCCGCGGGUGGGUAUUUUUCGCGAUGCAAUCGUGGACUUGUUUGACAUGGAGAUGGGCCAACGACUCACCACGAAAGCCAAGAUUGGACUCCAGGUCCUUCUAAACUAUGCUGGAGGAGCAUUCAUCUACAUCCGUCGUGAGUAUGCAUCCCGCAUCAGAAUCAUCCAGCGCAGCUGGAGAACUGCCAACAAGGUAGAAGAGGAAGAGGAGGAUCCUCAUGUGAAGGCUUUGCACGAGACGCAGACUGGUGAGGGCAACACCACCAGUGUUACUGCAGAGGGGCAGGCCCAGACUGCGACCACACAAAAGAAGGACACAAAUCCGGCCACAGGUGGAGUCAACACAACCAUGAUGGCCGGUGGUGACAGCAAAGGCAAGAACAAUGUGAAGGUGCCUACCACAUUCAAUGAGAUGUUCCUCUUCAAUGCUGCAGUGAUGGGGUUGGGAGAGAACGGCUGGAUGUCUGUGAUCCUUGAGCAGUUCCACAACAUUGUGACCAAUGUGGCGAACUCCUACCGCCUGCAAGAAGAAUGCGAUGUUUUGACCUUGGUUCUGGACAAGCAGCCAGGGCAGAUUCAACUAUCGGAAUUCAAGGCCGUGAUGCUAGCCUCGCUGCGGUCCCUGGUGCCCAAAGAGUGGGAUUCAGAUCAUGAGGUUGCCUGGAACUGGUUGUGGGAGAACGUAGAGCGCAUGAUCAAGGCCAACCUGGGCAAGCCAGCGCAGCAAGAAAAGGCCUUGGGUCGCUUCAUCGCCUCACUUACACAGGAUGAUAUCUACAACCUGCGGCGGAACAUCUACCAGAGGUUUUUCCAGAUCGCACCAGCUGGACAAGAUCAUUUCAAGCAAUCGACCACCAGACUUUACUUUAUUGCUGACAAGAUCAUCGAGAUGACCAUGGAAAUGUACCAGCAACCUCGUGCUAUGGUGGAGGACAUUUCCGCACUCGGGCUGCGACAUGUGGGUUACGCCAUCCCUACAGAGCUCUUUGCCCCUUUCGUCUCCAGCGCUGUGGAGACCGUGCGAGAGAAGACUUCAGAUGACAUGGCUGAAGGUGCAUUCCGCUGGUCUCUGACGUUGGUCUCCAAGAUUUUGGUCCGCACAAUUCUGGAAGGCAGUACAAUUGUCAUGAAGGCCAUCAACACCAAUUCAGCCAGGGCGCUUAGAAAAGCAAUCGCCAUUGCCCCACGUAGCAAGCGGGCAACAGAGUUGCUCAACAUCACGGUGGGCACUCAGUCAAUAUCACCGUUUUAUUGGGCCAUAGACAGUGGAAGCCUGGAAUGUGCGAAAGCGAUGAUUGAAGAUCUACUGACCAUUCGCGCUGAUCGAGACUCGGCUUUGCACUAG
This is a messenger RNA of Durusdinium trenchii, 1812 nucleotides long. The record is from the annotation of a GenBank genome assembly. NCBI's taxonomy places the organism in Eukaryota, Dinophyceae, Suessiales, Symbiodiniaceae.